UCCGGGCUUGGUGCUCCCUGCGGCCUCCAGCGCAGCGCCAGGCGCGACCAGGACCAGCGGCCUAGGCGGCGCUGGAGGAUGCGGCCUCGACCCGAGGUAGCGGCAGCGGGAAGCCUGGCGCCCUGCAGGUCAGCAGUUGAAUAGCAGGGGCCCAGGAGGGCUUGAAGCCUACACAGCAAUGGCAGAGAAACGGCCACUGGGGACCUUGGGGCCAGUGAUGUAUGGCAAGCUGCCUCGCCUAGAGGCAGACUCAGGGCCUGGGCACGGCCUACCCGCCUCUGCUGGAAACCAGGACCCCUGCAGCUACAAGGGUGCCUACUUCUCCUGUCCCGUGGGGGGUACUCCCAAGACAGCAUCUGAGCGGUUGGCAUCUUGGACCCCCUAUCCAACCUUGUAUCCUACCAGCAUGGCAGGACCCCCACUUCGGGCAGACAACCUGUUGACCAACUGCCUGCUCUACCACUCACCAGAAGGCUCUGAAAAGAUGCAGGACUCUGGCCCUGUUGAGCUUCUGCCCUUCAGUCCCCAGGCUCAUUCAUACCCAGGCCCACCACUGGCUGCACCUAAACCUGUCUACCGCAACCCUCUGUGUUAUGGGCACCCCACUUGCCUGGGGGAAGGGGCAGCAAAGAGGUCACUGGAUGCUGACUGGACCCUGGUGACUGGGCCUCUAUUGUCUUCAGCUGACCCAUCCUGUUCUCUGGCCCCAGCUCCUGGCAAGGGCCAGUCCCUGGAUGGCACCUUCUUGUGUGGGGUACCAGCUGGGGGAUCUGGCAAAGACUCCUCGGUUAGCUUCUCCCCGUGCCAAGCAUUCCUGGAGAAGUAUCGGAGCAUCCACAGCACAGGCUUCCUGCCCUCCAAGUACACAGGUCCUUACUCUGGGGACCCCAAGCAGGCAAUGUCCGAGGGGCCCUCAGGUCCUUGGACCCAGCUGGCCCAGUCCCUGGGGCCACCCUGUCAGGAUGCAAUGCCCACCCAUUACUCACUGCCCCACCCUCCACAGGCCCUGCCUUGCCCUCCAGCCUGUCGCCACCCAGAGAAACAGGGCAGCUACAGCUCAGUGCUCCCACUACAGCCUCUGGGAGCCCACAAGGGUACUGGGUACCAGGCUGGUGGGCUAGGCAGCCCUUACCUGAGGCAGCAGGCAGCCCAGACUCCCUACAUACCCCCAGUGGGGCUGGACUCUUAUUCCUACCCCUCUGCCCCGCUCCCAGCACCCUCACCAGGCCUCAAGCUGGAGCCCCCUCUUGCUCCACGGUGCCCACUGGACUUUGCCCCCCAGACAUUGGGUUUUCCUUAUGCCCGGGAUGACCUCUCUCUCUAUGGAGCAUCCCCAGGGGUUGGAGGGACACCACCUUCUCAGAACAGUGUGCAGGCUGUGCCACAGCCUGGUGCCUUCCAGCGGGCGUGCCAGCCUUUGCCAGCCAGCCAGCCGUGCUCAGGGCCUGUGAGGCCCACAGAGAAGCCAACACAGGAAUCUGAGGAGAAGACGUGGCUGCCUAGUUGCAGGAAAGAGCAACUCCAGUCCCGGCUUGAUGAGCACCCUGCGGUGCCCAUUGUCAUCCGAGACAGUCCAGUUCCCUGCACCCCACUGUCACUCCCACCCUGUGCUCAGGAGCGUGAGUCCCUUCCACAGAAGGAGGGUGACAGGCCACCCAGCUCUCCUCCUAUGCCUGUGAUUGACAACGUCUUUAGCCUAGCUCCCUACCGUGACUACCUGGAUGCGCAGGCACCCGAGGCCACAGCUGAGCCUGACUCAGCCCCAGCCGCCAAUGAGAGCCAUGACAAAGACUGCAGGGGGAACUUGCCUGCCCAGGAGGGCCCCUCAGGGGCUCACAGCUCACUUAGAGAGGAGGUGGCACUGGACUUGAGUGUGAAGAAGCCCACAACAGAGACUUCCCCUACCAAGGUCCCUAGUCCUGCAGUACAUGCCAGCCCCCCUGCAGCCACAGGUGUGCCAGAUGUGGGGAACACAGAGUCAGAUCUGCCAGGCCUGAAAAAGAUAGUCACAGAAGCAUCAGGGUUGCCUGGGGUGCCAGUGACCACGGAGGCCAUGCCAAGGACCAACUUCCACAGCUCUGUAGCCUUCAUGUUCCGGAAAUUCAAGAUCCUCCGUCCGACACCCUUGCAUGCAGCCGUGGUUCCGGCCACGCCCACCUCAGCUCCUGCCCCUGUGCAGCCUGCACCCACCCCCACAUCUGUGCCCAUUGGGCUACAGAUUCUUGCUCAGCCCUUGCCUGUGGCAUGCUUCAACCUGGCACUGCCCAGCCCUCCAGCCGUAGCUGUGGGCAUCCCUGCUCCAACUCCUGCUCCUGCUCCUGCUCCAGCUCCAGCUCGAGCUCUAGCUCCAGCUCCAGUCACAGGCCCUGCUCCAACUUCUACUCCAGCCCCAGCGGACUCGCUAGAACAGCACUUUACUGGGCUGCAUGCCUCCCUUUGUGAUGCCAUCUCAGGCUCAGUGGCCCACUCCCCACCAGAGAAGCUGCGUGAGUGGCUUGAGAUGGCAGGGCCAUGGGGCCAGGCUGCGUGGCAGGACUGCCAGACUGUACAGGGGCUGCUGGGUAAGCUGCUGUCCCAGCUGCGGAGCUUUGUGUGCUCCCAGUGGUGCCCCUUCCCCCACGUGGUGCGAGCUGGUGCCAUCUUUGUGCCCAUCCACCUGGUGAAGGAGCGGCUCUUCCCGCAGCUGCCACCUGCCUCUGUGGACCACGUGCUCCAGGAGCAUCGUGUGGAGCUGCGGCCCACAACGCUGUCGGAGGAGCGGGCACUGCGGGAGCGUGCCCUGCACGGCUGCACAUCGCGCAUGCUGAAGUUGCUGGCGCUGCGCCAGCUGCCUGACAUCUACCCUGACCUGCUGGGCCUGCAGUGGCGUGACUGUGUACGCCGCCAGCUGGGUGACGUUGACACUGAAGCUGGAGCUACGUCCCCCUCAGAACCCACCAUGGCCAGAGAUGAGCCAGAGAGCCUUUCCCUGGCUCGGAAGUCACCGGCCCCCAAGGUCAAGAAGCCGGGGAGGAAGCUACCAACCCCUGGCCCAGAGAAAGUGGAGGCAACCAGAGGGGGAGGGUCCCGUGGUGCCUCACCUACCCCUGCUGCCAGCGUCAGCCCACCCGGCCCCACACUGAGGGCCCGCUUCCGCAGCCUGCUGGAAACUGCCUGGCUCAAUGGCCUAGCACUGCCAACCUGGGGCCACAAGGCCUCAGGACCAGACCGGCCCUCACCCCGCCCACAGCUGUUGGGCAGCCAGAGCCAUCACCUUUAGUGUUGGUCACCAGUACUGUGUGGGCAGCUACCUGUCUGGGGAUCACCCUACCCCUACCUUCUGUCCGCCCAGCUGCUCGGGUCAGGAGUGGGUGCUGGGGCUGUGAUAGCUCCCUUGGAGGGUCUCUGGCUCUCACCCCGAUCUUUUCAAUCAAGGGUCUUUCUCAGAAAGGACUACUUCCUAUUUCUUCCCUGAGAAAACCUGCAGGCUUUGCAGCCCUACAAGACCUAGACUUGAAUCCUGGCUCCCACGUUCCUUGCUGUGUGACCUGGGCAAGACACUUCACCUCUCUUGAGCCCUCACUCCCCAUGUGUAAAAUAGACAACGCAACCUACCUCACAGGGUUGUUGUGGGGACGCCGCCUGACACACACCCAUUAUGGUUUGGUCUCUGUGCCGCUCUCCCCGCCGGGCCAGGGCCUGGACUAGGAACCUUCCUGUAGAAAGUCUGUAAUAGGACUUGUCUAUCUUAGAGUGGCCCAUUGUACAGCAUAUAUGACUCACACACACUUUCUAGACACACACACACACACACACACACACACACUCACUCACUCACUCACUCACUCACACGCUCACUCACUCUCUCUCACACUCACACACUCCCGCUGGUGCAGGGAUACAGCCUGGGGCUGUCAUCCUUGUCUUGUGCCUACUGCUCCCACCCCUGGAAGGCCCCAGGGCUGUUCUGAGUUGGAGUCAGUGACUUCCCUGAGCUGCCUCCCCCAUUACAGUCAUUGUCCCAGGGAAGUUGUGUUUUCUGGAAGCCAAGCAGCUACAGGAACUCAGGGACUGGAGCAGAUAGGCUAAGGUAGCUCAGUUCUAGGAGGUCUCUGAAGAUCUGGACUGGCACUCCCCAAGCCAGGCCUGCUGUGGGCUCCCUCCCUGCAGAGUGCUGAGCUGAGCCAGAGGCUGGCAAGCUGGGGCC
Molecule: messenger RNA, 4186 nt
Organism: Cynocephalus volans (Philippine flying lemur)
Lineage: Eukaryota; Metazoa; Chordata; Mammalia; Dermoptera; Cynocephalidae
Gene: PRMT2IP
Product: chromosome 3 C15orf39 homolog
Exons: 3
Coding region: 179-3259 (1026 amino acids)
Source: RefSeq, a predicted model, not a curated record